Polyodon spathula (Mississippi paddlefish) is the source of this 4786-nucleotide messenger RNA. RefSeq names its product disintegrin and metalloproteinase domain-containing protein 22-like. Gene Ontology annotation, biological process: proteolysis. The transcript has 31 exons. The record is from RefSeq and is a predicted model, not a curated record. Gene Ontology annotation, molecular function: metalloendopeptidase activity. Gene Ontology annotation, cellular component: postsynaptic density membrane. Lineage: Eukaryota; Metazoa; Chordata; Actinopteri; Acipenseriformes; Polyodontidae. The coding region runs from base 199 to 2991 and encodes 930 amino acids.
GAGCGCUCACAUGCUCUUCGUGUUUUAACCAGCAUCCCAAUGCAGAGACUGCAUGAUCAUCCUAAUGGCAACCAGCGAGGAAGAAUGUGCUAUUAACACAUACAGCGAUCGUCCGCGAAUGUGUUUUAUUAAGAUUUUUCCCUAGCAAGGGAAACAAGAUAUUAAUUUUGGAUUUUUUGCUCAAGAACCGAACCUGCUAUGAUGUCUCUGAAAAGAGCGAUUUCCUUUCUGUGCAUCUUUGGAGCGAUGUACCUCGUCCAUUCCAGCAAACCUACCCGACAAAUAGGAGACGCCUUAUUGAAUGGGAAAGCGAGUCGGAAUGAUAGCAGGUUCAUUGGAAGGGAAAAUACCCUCCCUCUCCGUUUAAUUUACCGCAUGGACAACGACAUCCAGACCGAGCAUCAUAUACUGAAUACCAGGAUAAAAACAAGUUCAGCGUUACAGUCAACUCAUGUUGCACAAGCAAGCUUUCAAGUCGAUGCGUUUGGGUCAACAUUUAUUCUAGAUGUGGAGCUAAACCAUGAUUUGCUCUCUUCCAAGUAUGUAGAAAGACAUAUUGCAGAAGGAGGAAAGUCUGUAAGUUCCAAGGGUGGAGAGCACUGUUACUACCAAGGCACAAUCCGAGGGGUGCCAGGAUCGGUUGUGGCUCUUUCAACAUGUCAUGGACUCCAUGGGAUGUUCUUUGAUGGAAGUCACACCUACAUGAUCGAGCCAGGUGAAAGCAACGACUCUACUGGGGAUUCUAAUUUCCACAUGGUUUACAAAACAGCUGGUUUGGACAUACUGCUGGAUAUGCAAAGAAAUGACACACAUUCAACAUUUUCGGCUACACCUGUACGCUUAAGGAGAAAAAGACAGGUGUCUCGUGUUCCACGCAGUGUUGAAGAUGAGAAGAAAUAUGUCGAGCUAAUGAUUGUAAAUGAUCACCUGAUGUUUAAAAAACAUCGCCUGUCUCUGGGUCAUACUAAUAACUACGCCAAAUCAGUUGUGAAUAUGGCUGAUAUAAUAUUCAAAGAACAGCUGAACACAAGGAUUGUCUUAGUUGCCAUCGUCACCUGGACUGUUGACAAUAAGUUCAACAUUGAUGACAAUCCACUCGUAACCUUGCGUGAAUUCAUGAAGUACAGACGAGAUUUCAUCAAAGAAAAGUGUGACUCUGUUCAUCUGUUCUCAGGAAGCCGAUUCUAUAGCAGUCUGGGUGGGGCUGCGUACCUGGGUGGCGUUUGCUCUUUAACUAAAGGCGGAGGAGUUAAUGAGUAUGGAAAAGCAGAUGAAAUGGCUGUUACACUGGCACAGACCUUGGGGCAAAACAUUGGAAUCUUUUCAGACAAGAAAAAAAUGAUCAGUGGAGAAUGCAAGUGUGAAGAUACAUGGUCUGGCUGCAUAAUGGAAGACAUUGGCUAUUACCUUCCUAAAAAGUUCUCCCAGUGUAACGUGGAAGAAUACAAUAAUUUCUUAAACAGUGGAGGCGGGGCCUGUCUCUUCAAUAAACCGGCAAAGCUGUUAGACCCUCCCGAAUGUGGUAACGGAUUCAUUGAACCAGGGGAAGAGUGUGACUGCGGUAGUCCUGCGGAAUGCUUGAAGGAAGGAGGAGAUUGCUGCAAAAUGUGCACACUAACACAGGGCUCAAAAUGCAGCGAUGGCCUCUGUUGUAAGAACUGCCAGCUGGAACGAAUGGGGACUGUGUGCCGAGACUCUGUGAACGACUGUGACAUCCCAGAGAACUGCACUGGGAAUUCAAGCGAGUGUCCUCCAAACAUUCAUAAAAUGGAUGGGUACGCCUGUGAGAGAGAUCAGGGUCGUUGUUUUAAUGGGCGAUGCAAAACUAAAGAUGGACAGUGCAAAUAUAUUUGGGGUGAAAAAGCAACAUCUGCAGACAAAUUUUGUUACGAGAAAUUGAACAUAGAAGGGACAGAAAAAGGAAAUUGUGGCAAAGACAAAGACACUUGGAUUCAGUGCAAUAAACAAGAUGUGCAUUGUGGUUAUCUCCUGUGUUCCAAUAUCUCACCUGCUCCCAGGCUGGGGGAGCUUCAGGGAGGGUUGACUUCCUUCUCAGUAGUACAACAAAGCACAGCUUUAGACUGCAGUGGUGGUCAUGUGAUUGAUGGCGAUACUGACCUGGGGUAUGUGGAAGAUGGCACACCUUGUGGAGCUGAUAUGAUGUGUUUUGGCCACAGAUGUGUUUCUGUACAAGCGUUUAACUUCAGCACUUGCCCUGGUACCACUGAUACGAGAAUCUGUUCAGGGCAUGGGAUUUGCAGUAAUGAGCUGAGGUGUGUUUGCCACAGACACUGGACUGAGGAUGACUGUGGUAUUUACUCCCCCUUCAAAAAUUCUUUAGCCAUUGAUGAAGCAGUUAGGCCCAGAGGUAUUGGUAGCACAAAUAUCAUCAUAGGUGCCAUUGCAGGUACCAUCCUGGUGCUGGCUCUCAUUUUAGGAAUCACAGCAUGGGGUUAUAAAAACUACUGCAAACCAAGACAAAUGCCACCGGGCGACUAUGUUAAAAAGCCUGGGGAAGCCGACUCCUUCUAUAGUGACAUGCCUCCUGGAGUCAGCACAAACUCUGCAUCUAGUUCUAAGAAGAGGUCUGCUUAUCUGUCGCAUUUUCAGAUAUAUACCUGUUCCUUCACUCGUUCCAUCCCCUCCAUUAGUCAGAACAUUUCAUUGUUUGGCAUCAGAUCAAAUGGGUUGUCUCAUUCAUGGAGUGAAAGAAUCCCAGACUCCAAAAACAUCUCUGACAUCUGUGAAAACGGACGCCCUCGAAGUAACUCCUGGCAAGGAAACCUAGGAGGCAACCGAAAGAAACUCAAAGGAAAAAAAUUCAGGCAACGCUCGAACUCAACUGAGACAUUAUCUCCAGCCAAAUCCCCUACUUCAUCGACUGGCUCCAUUGCAUCUAGUAGGAAGUAUCCAUACCCCAUGCCACCCCUUCCAGACGAGGAGAGGAAGACUAAAAGGCAAAGUGCCCGGCUAUGGGAGACGUCAAUAUAGAGCGCUUCUUCCUCUUUACUUCGGAACUACUAGACUCAAUGCUUCCACUUUUAUAGAAAAAAAAAACAGAAUCACUCUGUGGACGUCCAAGAAUGACCUGCUCAUUACAACGAACCUUUUAAGAGGAUGCCGUUAACAUGUUGUGCCUCCCCUUUGAGCACACAUUCUCAGCUUCAGACUACAUUCUGAAGGAAACAGAACAUAUACAUUCUAUAUAUAAAUAUAAAUACAUUAUAAAAAACAAUCAGCAUGGCACUAAAUGUUUUGGAAGGGAAUAUUUCUGACCGCAAGCCCCCUGUCCAAAAAAGAGGGGUUCUCUUUUGAUUGGUGUUGCAUCGAAUGCAAUUAAAACAGAACUGUGAGGAUUUAUUUAAUAUAUUGAAGCACGAGAUCACUGUAGAAAUAAAACACUGUAUGCAUGAAACCGGUUUAUCAAUUUCUGUAGUGUUUUAAAGAACAAAACGCAUUAGAGGGUAGCAUGUGGGAGAUGGAUAUGAUGUAGGAUUUUAAACCCAAUUCGUAUUUUCGCUUCUUUGAUGCUCAACACAGUCUUUCUCAUUUCAGCGGUUAUAGGCAAGGUAUGAGCCCAGUUCUGUUUUAUUCUUGUGUUAUUUUUUUUUUUUUGCUAUCAGUAAUGAAUUGUAAAUAUGUACAGCUCUGAAACAAUCAUCAGACGGAUUCUUUAAUUCGUUAAAGUUUUUUUUUUUUAUGACUACUUUCAGAAGUGUCUUACUUUGCUAACAACAUUCGGCAAUAUUAACUUUAGGGGAUUUGUCUAAAAGCUGGAUAGAACAGUAUUACUAAGCUUGUAUACUAUUACUGCUUGUUGCUUUAUGCUUUCCCCUUCUCAUGCACGUAACUAAAUGUAACUUGGGGGGAAUCUAAACAUAUAUCACAGUACUGUAAGAAACAGGGAUUUCAGAUAGAAAGUGUGCAACAAGAUCUGAAGAACAAUGCAGUCUACUACUAAAUCACUGAUAUUUAAUGGAAAUGAAUAAUGAAUCAUGUUAGAUAGUUACAUCUCCAACACUGGCUUGAAAGGUUAAACUUUUAACAUGAUGUGACAACAGAUACACAUUUGGUAACACAGUCAGCAUUAUCUUGUUUAUAAGAAAUAAGAAAAAUAAUUAGAUUGCCUAUUUCUUGAUGCUAUUGCCUGGGUUAGCUAAACAUCUUGCAAUGUCAGAUAGAGAAUGCACUUUCACAUAGUCGUUUUACUGCACAACCUUUUAAGUAGAGCAUUUGAAAUAUUUAGCGCACAACAUAUGUAGGUAUCCUAUGUUAAUAGGACCUGCUUUGUUACAAAUUAAGUAAUUUUUUGUAACAUGGCAAGGGAACUUAAGUACAUCCUAUAUGUAAUAGCAGAUGCUUUAUAGCACAGUUCCACAACAAUGUGGAUUUGUGUAUACUUGUAGGCCGCAUUAUUAUUACUCUAAACAUAACAUUUUUUAACCAUAAAUGUAUAAACAUGAAACAAUAGCUGAAUGACUGAGUGGUGCUUUACAAGUAUACUGUAAGGGACUAUAAAUAUGUUUCUGUUCUGUUUGACAGUAAGUUACAAAUACUUUGUUUUUCAGUAUUAGAAACAAGAAUACAGCUGUACUUGUUUUUUAGAGGAAAUGUGGGUAUUUUUUCAUACCUGCUGAUUACCAUGCAAGUGAGUGAGUUCACAUAAAUUGUUAGGAAAAAAAAAAAAAACUCAUGGAACCAUCAAGCUUGAAUGUAUUACUCAUGUUACUAGACCUUAAAAAGUGUGUUCUCACCAAAGUGACUGGUAUAACACCUGCAUCUUUAA